Molecule: messenger RNA, 5039 nt
Organism: Spea bombifrons (plains spadefoot toad)
Lineage: Eukaryota; Metazoa; Chordata; Amphibia; Anura; Pelobatidae
Gene: DCAF1
Product: DDB1 and CUL4 associated factor 1
Exons: 24
Coding region: 92-4597 (1501 amino acids)
Biological process (GO): protein ubiquitination
Cellular component (GO): Cul4-RING E3 ubiquitin ligase complex; nucleus
Molecular function (GO): histone H2AT120 kinase activity; nuclear estrogen receptor binding
Source: RefSeq, a predicted model, not a curated record
CGCCGCCAUAGCGCUGGAUGUGGGAGAGCGUGAGAAGAGAGAGAGAGAGCGAGGCAGUUAGAGAGGCAUACAGGCAAACAAGACAAGAGCUAUGGCUGCUAGCGGGACUUAUGUGGACUCCAAGUCAGAGUUAACAGCCCUGCUGGAGCAGUGGGAAAAUGGGCAUGGAAGCGGCCAGGAUAUGGUACCCAUCCUAACCAGAAUGUCUGAACUGAUUGAGAAAGAAACAGAGGAAUAUCGCAAGGGAGAUCCUGAUCCCUUUGAUGACAGACAUCCCGGCCGUGCAAACCCAGAGUGCAUGUUAGGACAUCUCCUGCGCAUCCUCUUCAAGAACGAUGACUUCAUGAACGCACUGGUGAACGCUUAUGUCAUGACGAGCAGAGAGCCACCUCUAAACACGGCAGCUUGCCGCCUUCUGCUGGACAUCAUGCCGGGGCUAGAGACUGCUGUUGUGUUCCAAGAAAAGGAAGGCAUUGUGGAGAAUCUCUUCAAGUGGUCUCGAGAAGCAGAGCAACCCCUCCGUACCUACGCUAUUGGUCUGCUUGGCGGAGCCAUGGAGAAUCAGGAUAUUGCAGCCAACUACAGGGAUGAGAAUUCAAAAAUGGUGGCCCUAGUGCUGCGGAGGCUGCAGGAGCUACAGUCUCAGGACACCAACUGUAAGCAAGAAGUGAAGCGUAUAAAUCCCCGCCGGGCCGUUAAUGAGCCUCUACUCCCGCUUGAUGAGGAGGCAGUGGACAUGGAUUAUGGAGACACACCGCUGGAUACUGGUCCAAAAGAUGAACAGAUUGAUCUGUCCUUCCAGUUGGAAACUAGUCCUGGCUCAGAGGUCCUGGUGAACUCUGGUGGGCCUGUUUCCCGGAAAAAAGCAAAAGUGGAUCCUGAUGCACAACGCAAGGUGAAACAGAAGCUUUCUUUCUCAGAACCUGAGCGAGCACCAAGUGAAUUGUCAAACAGCAGCUGGUCAGAGAUGUCUCUGUGGGUCAUUGGCACCAAUUACAGCCUGUAUCCUCUUACUCCAGCCAUAGAACAGAGGCUGAUAUUGCAGUACCUCACCCCACUGGGAGAGUACCAGGAGUUGCUCCCCAUCUUUAUGCAGCUGGGUUCCUGGGGGCUGAUGAUGUACUACAUUGACCUGAAACGGACACAAGAUGUACUGCUCACGUUUGAGGCACUCAAGCACUUGGCAUCUCUUCUCCUCCACAACAAGUUUGCUGCAGAGUUUGUAGCACACGGAGGUGUUCAGAAGUUGCUAGAGAUCCCUCGUCCCUCAAUGGCAGCUACUGGGGUUUCAAUGUGUCUUUACUACCUAUCCUAUAACCAGGAUGCCAUGGAAAGGGUGUGCAUGAUACCGCACAAGGUUCUGGCGGAUGUAGUGAACUAUACUCUCUGGCUUAUGGAGUGCUCCCACGCUUCAGGCUGCUGCCACGCCACCAUGUUCUUCUCCAUCAGCUUCUCAUUCCGUGCUGUGCUGGAGCUCUUUGACAGCCAAGAUGGACUGCGGCGACUUGUUAACUUGAUAAGUACCCUGGAAAUACUAAACUUGGAAGACCAGGGCGCCCUGUUGAGUGAUGAUGAGAUUUUUGCAAGUCGCCAGACUGGGAAGCACACCUGCAUGGCUCUGCGCAGAUAUUUCGAGGCACAUCUCGCCAUCAAAGUGGAACAAGUAAAACAAUCAUUGCAACGUACGGAGGGGGGACUACUUAUACACCCUCCACCCCCUUAUAAGGCAUGCACAUACACAAGAGAUCAAAUUGUGGAGAUGAUGGAGUACCUGAUAGAGUUUGGCCCAUCUCAGCUGUACUGGGAGCCUGCUGAGGUUUUCCUUAAGCUUUCCUGUGUGCAGCUCCUUCUUCAGCUCAUCUCCAUCGCCUGCAGCUGGAAGACAUAUUAUGCUCGGAACGACACCGUUCGCUAUGCUCUGGACGUUAUUGCUAUCCUCACAGUAGUGCCCAAGAUUCAGCUGCAGCUGGCGGAAUCUGUGGAUGUGUUGGAUGAGUCUGGAUCCACUGUCUCAACUGUAGGAAUGAGCAUUGUUCUGGGUGUUGCCGAAGGAGAGUUUUUCACACACGAUGCAGAAAUCCAGAAAUCUGCACUACAGAUUAUCAUUAAUUGUGUUUGUGGUCCUGAAUCCCGAAUCUCCAGCAUUGGCAAGUAUGUUUCCGGCACGCCUCGUCGCCGGACCUUGGCUUGCUCUCCCUUUCAGCAUGGAAGAGGAGUCGGCGGGGAGUCCACACUUGCUAAGAUGUGGAAUGUUGUUCAGGCCAACAAUGGCAUCAAAGUCCUUCUGUCUCUCCUUUCAGUCAAGAUGCCCAUUACAGAUGCUGAUCAAAUUCGGGCUUUGGCCUGCAAGGCCCUGGUUGGUAUUAGCCGUAGCAGUGCUGUGCGGCAAAUAAUUAGCAAGCUUCCCCUUUUCAGCAGUGGUCAAAUCCAGCAGUUGAUGAAGGAGCCUCUACUUCAGGACAAGCGCAGUGACCAUGUUCGCUUCUGUAAGUUUGCCGCGGAGUUGAUUGAACGAGUGUCUGGCAAACCAUUGCUUAUGGGAAGUGAUGUGUCCUUGGCCCGGCUUCAAAAGGCAGAUGUGGUGGCGCAGUCUCGCAUUACCUUUCCAGAGAAGGAACUGCUGUUGCUGAUACGAAAUCACUUGGUGUCCAAGGGUCUACAUGAAACUGCUACCACGCUAACUCGCGAAGCUGACCUUCCCAUGACUGCCGCUUCUCAUACCACGUCUUUUCUGCCGGCUGUUGCUGCUCAGCCGUCCACCUCUUCACCGGUUUCUCUUCCGCGCACCCCACGCAUACCUGGUCGUCUCUCUGGCACUUCCCUGUGCGCUCAUCCACCUGCUAGACCUCCGCUGCCACCUUGUUUGGCUUCACCUGCCCCUGUUCCUUCGGGCUCCCCAGUCAUUGGCCGCAUCAGCUUUGUUAGAGAGCGUCAGUCACCCUGCAAUGGCAAACGAGCGCGUGUAUUGAGACAGAAGUCUGAUCAUGGUGCCUAUAGUCAGAGUCCAGCUUUCAAGAAGCAGCUAGAGCGGCAUGCCCCAUCGCCACCUACCCUGGACAGCAUCAUGACUGAAUAUCUGCGGGAACAACAUGCUCGCUGCAAGAACCCCGUUGCCAUCUGCCCCCCUUUCUCGCUCUUCAGUCCCCACCAGUGCCCUGAGCCCAAGCAAUGCCGACAAGCACCUAUUAACUGCACUUCCCGAAUGACCCGCCGCGCUGCCUUUCCCAAAUAUGGUGGAGUGGAUGGGGGUUGCUUUGACCGUCAUCUUAUUUUCAGCAGGUUCCGUCCGAUAUCUGUGUUCCGGGAAUCCAACGAGGAUGAGAGUGGCUUUACAUGUUGCGCGUUUUCUGCCAGAGAACGAUUCCUGAUGUUGGGCACAUGCACGGGGCAGCUUAAACUGUACAAUGUGUUCAGUGGGCAAGAGGAGGCCAGCUAUAAUUGCCACAAUUCUGCCAUAACACACCUGGAACCAUCCAGGGACGGGACCCUCCUCCUCACAGCGGCCACUUGGAGUCAGCCUCUCUCUGCCCUUUGGGGAAUGAAAUCCGUCUUUGAUAUGAAGCAUUCAUUCAAUGAGGAUCAUUAUGUGGAAUUUAGCAAACUAUCCCAGGAUCGGGUCAUAGGCACCAAAGAGGACAUUGCUCAUAUUUAUGACAUCCAGACGGGGCAGAAGCUGCUGACUUUGUAUAACUCGGAUCUGGCAAAUAACUACAAACGCAACUGUGCCACCUUCAACCCCACGGAUGACUUGGUACUGAACGAUGGCGUUCUGUGGGAUGUGCGCUCUGCCCAAGCCAUCCACAAGUUUGACAAGUUCAAUAUGAACAUCAGUGGUGUCUUCCACCCCAACGGCCUUGAAGUUAUCAUAAAUACUGAGAUUUGGGACCUACGUACCUUCCAUCUCCUCCACACGGUGCCCGCUCUGGAUCAGUGCCGCUUAGUCUUCAAUAACACUGGGACCGUCAUGUAUGGCGCCAUGCUCCAGGCGGACGACGAGGAUGACCUUUUAGAAGAAAGAAUGAAGAGCCCAUUCGGUUCUUCCUUCCGGACCUUUAAUGCUACAGAUUACAAACCAAUUGCCACCAUUGAUGUGAAGCGCAACAUAUUUGACUUGUGCACAGAUACAAAGGAUUGUUACCUGGCAGUCAUAGAGAAUCAGGGUACGAUGGAUUCCUUGAAUAUGGACACCGUGUGCCGCCUGUACGAGGUGGGGAGACAGCGACUGGCAGAGGAUGAGGAUGAAGAGGAAGAUCAGGAGGAAGAGGAGCAGGAAGAUGAGGAAGAUGAUGAUGAUGAUGACGACGAUGACUCUGAUGAUCUUGGUCCCCUUUUGGAUGCUGAGCUGGAGGAGCAAGAGGAGGCAGGAGAGCAGGCAGGAGAAGAUGGAGAAAAUGAUUUUUCUCCUUCUGACGAUGAAGAAUUGGCAAACCUUCUGGAGGAUGAAGACGAUGAUGAUGGCGAGGAUGUAGAUGUAGAUGAAGAAGGUGAUGAAGAGGACUCUGACUUCGACCCAGAGGUGGAGCUGAUACUGGGAGAUUCGGACAGUUCUGAUAACUCCGACCUGGAAGAUGACAUUGUUCUAGCCCUGAACGAAUGAAAACAUUGGGGUCUUUGUCCUUUGUACACAGGGUGUUUUCCUUCUUGGAGGACGCUGAGCACAUACCAGCCCCGAGUGUUAUUAAAGGAAGGUAUUAGGCAGCUGAGAAUCGUAUAGGGGUAUUAACCCUUACAUUUAUCCGUAGGCACCACUCCUUCCUUUAUGCUUCUGCGCUCAUGAUCCCAACUCCAAGAUGGACAUUUUUUUGGUAUAAAAAAGCUCUUAAUAUUAGUUUUAUAUAUAAAAAAAUGAAAAAAAUACCCUGUGAAAAAAAAUCUUUUUUUUUUUUUUUAAUAACACAUUGUGUGUUCAUUUUUUCCCUCUUUUUUUGUUUUCGUUUUUACACAGAUGUUUUUGGGGGGGAAGGCUGGGGAGAGCUAUUUUGUUUUCUUAACUUUGGUCAGCAAAGUAUUUUUAUGAUAAAAUUGUAAUAUAUUCCGUA